Molecule: messenger RNA, 374 nt
Organism: Apis laboriosa (Himalayan honeybee)
Lineage: Eukaryota; Metazoa; Arthropoda; Insecta; Hymenoptera; Apidae
Product: TP53-regulated inhibitor of apoptosis 1-like
Exons: 2
Coding region: 74-307 (77 amino acids)
Source: RefSeq, a predicted model, not a curated record
CUAAUUAUAUAAAAAAUUAAAAAAAACUUGACUAAAAGUAUAUUUUGAAAUUAAUAAUAAAUAAAAAUAUUAAAUGAAUAGUAUUGCAGAAGCUUGUAAUAAUCUUAAAAAAGAAUAUGACGGAUGCUUUAAGCUUUGGUUUUCCGAAAAAUUUCUUAAAGGAGAUUUAGAUGAUUCAAUGUGCUCAAAUCAUUUCAAAUUGUAUAAUCAAUGUCUUCAGCAAGCAAUGAAAGAUCAAAACAUAAAUUUGGAUGAAAUAAAUAUAGCUCAUUUAGGAACAGAACAAGAAAAGAAAACUGAAAAUUGACAAUUAUGUUUUUAAUAAUAAUUUUGAAUUCUUUAACAGAAUUUUUUUUUAUAUUUUAUUAUAAAAA